Nanorana parkeri is the source of this 982-nucleotide messenger RNA. RefSeq names its product tubulin polyglutamylase complex subunit 2 (gene TPGS2). The record is from RefSeq and is a predicted model, not a curated record. Lineage: Eukaryota; Metazoa; Chordata; Amphibia; Anura; Dicroglossidae. Gene Ontology annotation, biological process: protein polyglutamylation. The coding region runs from base 28 to 981 and encodes 317 amino acids. The transcript has 10 exons.
GCAGGGUUGUGUAUCCUGGUUACGGUGAUGUCAAACACUGAGACCACGAUGGCUUCUCACAUAGAGAAAAUCACGUUGGGCAUCAGCAAGAUAUUAGAGUCGUCUCCCGGAGUGACGGAAGUGAAGUUUGAGGCCAUUCCUCCUGCUGAACGUCAAGCGAUUGUCUCCUGGGAGCAGAAACAUGGAUGUACGAUGCCGGAAGAUUUGAAGAACUUUUACUUAAUGACAGAUGGCUUCCUGAUGAGCUGGUCUGUGAAGCUGGAUGACAGUCCCAUCCAGGUUGGCACUAUGGCCAUUAAUAGCAUUUCCAAUCUGACCCAGCUGAAAGGAUCCUCUGCCCAUUCAAUGCCUAACUCACCGACGUUGGAGGACUUGGAUGACAGCUCCGACGAGGAAGCACAUCCGGAUCGGCCGCAUUUUGAUUCCAGGAACGUACUAUUUGAGUUGGACCCAUGUAAUGGGAAUGGGAAGGUCUGUCUGGUGUACAAGACCACCAAACCAGGACACAGCAAUGGCAUAGGGGUCAGAGGAAGAAAGCAAAUCACGCGCCGGGGGACACAGAGGCCAACGAAGACUACAGUGAUGAAAAGGAGUGGAGGAGAGGUGAUACCUGAGCCCAGCAUCUGGUUCCUGGACCGAGCACUCUAUUGGCAUUUUCUUACGGACACCUUCACUGCUUACUACCGGUUACUCCUGUGCCACCAGGGGCUGUCACAGUGGCAGUAUUCCUUCACAAGUUACGGCCUCAGCCCACAAGCCAAGCAAUGGAUGAACAUGUACAAACCCAUCACCUUCAGCCCCACCACACUUUCCGAGGAUCCUGAAGCUUUCACCAACAAGCUGGAUCCGAACAAGAUCUUCAAGAGCAAAAACAAAACUCCGGUGACCAAGAAAAAACUUCCCGGCCCACCUGCCGCCCAGAAGUCAACCCUCACCCCUUCCAAAAACCCAGCGCCGCCAGGGGCGGCGACGCGAAAAUAAC